Messenger RNA from Xylaria bambusicola, 1389 nucleotides. Its product is annotated as nucleotide-sugar transporter-domain-containing protein. The transcript has 4 exons. Gene Ontology annotation, molecular function: UDP-galactose transmembrane transporter activity. Gene Ontology annotation, cellular component: Golgi membrane. Lineage: Eukaryota; Fungi; Ascomycota; Sordariomycetes; Xylariales; Xylariaceae. Gene Ontology annotation, biological process: pyrimidine nucleotide-sugar transmembrane transport. The record is from RefSeq and is a predicted model, not a curated record. The coding region runs from base 1 to 1389 and encodes 462 amino acids.
AUGACGCGUGGGCCAACGCUUUUCGGCGUGCCUUUGAAGCAUAUUUCCCUAAUAACGCUGACAUUCCAAAAUUCGGCCGUUACCCUGCUCGCGCACUAUUCACGGAGAAUGCCCCCGAGUGGUGACCACCGAUAUUUUCCAUCCACCGCUGUAUUCCUCACCGAGCUCUUCAAGCUUGCUAUCUCUCUGACCUUUGCCAUUUACGAAGUUUCCAGAACCCUUGCUCCUUCUACCCCAGCGACAGUCCUAUUCCAACAGAUCUACAAUGCUGUGUUCAAGGGGGACGGGUGGAAGCUGGCAAUUCCAGCGAUGCUCUAUACUUUGCAAAAUACUUUGCAAUACAGGGCUGUAGAGAACCUAGAUCCAGUUCACUACCAAGUUAUCUUGCAGCUUAAGAUACUCACGACAGCCAUCUUCACUGUGACCAUAUUGGGCCGGUCCCUGUCAGUGAGAAAAUGGAUCUCACUAGUUAUUUUGACGGCUGGGGUGUCUAUCGUUUCAGUACCUUCAUCAGACUCGAAAGACAGCUCUUUCUUCAUUAACGAUAUGACGGACCACUUUUUCCCCCGAUCAGUACAUGAAUUAGGGCAAGCAGUUAAUGAUCUCCGCGAAGUGGCCAUGGAAUUAACAAGACGCGGCACGGAUUCGUUAGCCGAUGCUGGCGAGCUGCUAGUAAAGCGAUCAGCUACGUAUGAAGGAAUCGAUGAAGAUCAAAAUAACCCACCUAUUAUGAACUAUUCAGUUGGCCUUUUCGCUGUCUUGGCUGUUGCCGCACUAUCAGGUUUAACAGGGGUCUUCUUCGAAAAGGUUCUCAAAGAUCCUCAUACGACUGCAUCUGUAUGGAUUCGCAAUAUUCAGCUCUCUUUCUACUCCAUAAUUCCUGCCUUCUUCAUCGGCGUCGUAUUCAAGGACGGCGAGGAGAUCGCAAAGCAUGGCUUCUUCGAUGGUUAUAACUGGGUAGUUUGGGCUUUGAUCGUCCUUCAAGCGAUGGGUGGCGUAUUGGCUUCAUUGUGUAUCCAUUACGCCGACAAUAUCGCGAAGAACUUUGCAACGAGCAUAAGCAUCAUCAUCAGUUUCCUAUUCACAGUAUUGUUUUUUACUUGCGAGAUUACAUUUACAUUUGUCCUAGGCACUGGAUUUGUCCUUUUUGCCACCUACCUCUACACGAGCCCUGACCGCAAGCGACGGCGCCCGCCACCGAUCAACAUCGCUAGCUACGAAAAGACUACAAUUGACCCUAUGCUUACGCCUCAGUCAAAUGGUAGGCUUUCUGUGCCAAAUCCAAUAGACAGUGUCAAGAGUCUGGGUCUCUCAACGUCGCGACCUUCUUCGCCGCUGCGCUAUCACAGUCGUGGGCCUUCAGGUAGAGAUAAGGGGCGAGAUGAUUGA